Orbicella faveolata is the source of this 3954-nucleotide messenger RNA. RefSeq names its product gamma-aminobutyric acid type B receptor subunit 2-like. The record is from RefSeq and is a predicted model, not a curated record. Gene Ontology annotation, cellular component: membrane; G protein-coupled receptor heterodimeric complex. Gene Ontology annotation, biological process: G protein-coupled receptor signaling pathway; gamma-aminobutyric acid signaling pathway. NCBI's taxonomy places the organism in Eukaryota, Metazoa, Cnidaria, Anthozoa, Scleractinia, Merulinidae. Gene Ontology annotation, molecular function: G protein-coupled GABA receptor activity.
GUUUCCCGCGGAAGUUUUGUUCUAAAACACAAAUUAAUUUAACACAAAUAUUAGCUCGAGAAAGAAGAAAAAGAAAGAAAUUAAACACAAAUAUUAGCGUGAGAAGAAGUUUGAGGGUUUAUAAGCAGUUUUUACAAACACAAAAUUUCGAAGAGCUGCCAUCAGCGCAUAGGCCCUCGACUACAAUACUAAAUCGUCCUGUACCUGCUCCAUGCCUAAAAAUGACAACGGCAUUCAGUUACUGUAAAUUUCAAACCACUAGCCAUCUCUACUUCGGCGAAUAAUUGUAGAUAUAAAUGUUUCGAAAUUUUCCUCCAAAAUAAAGGGGAAACGAAAACCAUUGGGUGGCGAACUCCAGCCUUGACUGCAACGUACUGCAUGCAAAUGAUGAUAGUACGCAAUGCAAUAGCUCAGCCAAUCCGUUUGCAGUAUUUGCCUUAGCAUAUAAGUAGAAUUCUACUAAAUUUGUUAUUUCUUUAGCAUUAGCAAAACUUAUUCUUCUCCGCAGUGUGAUCCUGGAGUUGGCAUGCACAUUUUAUAUGAUCACAUCUACAACAAACCAACGAAAAUUAUGCUGCUCGGAGCAGCCUUUUCACCAGUCUCUCAGCCCAUAGCCGAUACCUCGAAGUACUGGAAUCUACUUCAGGUGUCUUACGCAUCAACAUCUCCAGCUUUACAAAACCGAGAAUUGUAUCCUCGUUUCUUUCGAACAAUUUCUUCUGACUUAGCCUUCAACCCAGCACGUGCCGCAUUGUUAACAAAAUAUGGAUGGAAAAGAGUGGCCACACUGCACCAGAAUGAACCAUCGGGAAUCUUCUCACAGGCCACUAAAAAACUCCACAAGCUUCUCCAUGACAUGGAUAUUGAGAUUGUUGCAGGAGAAAGUUUCUCUGGAAAUCCAGCCAAUCAGCUAGCGAAUAUCAAGAGAAAAGAUGCGAGAAUUAUCAUCGGCAGUUUUUACGAGGAAAGUGCAAGACAUGUGUUCUGCGAGGUAUUGUUAACAUUUUUGCGNCAUGGUAGUUUAUGGCGUCAUAUUGCGCGGUCAGAUGGUGAAAGUAAACGAGUUGGUGUCUAUGACGCCAUAACGGAUUCUAUAAUGAUGAACGAGCGAGAGCCAAUCAGAUGGCAAGGCUCUGGACCCCCAAGGGACCGCACCAUUCGCGAAACGGAGCUGAAAUCAGUCUCUACAGCACUUUACGCUUUCAUGGCAGUCUUGGCUAUCAUUGGAGUCUUACUGGGAAUUGCCUUCCUCUUAAUCAACUUUCUUUAUCGUGAAAGAAGGAUAAUAAAGAUGUCUAGUCCUCGCCUUAAUAACGUAAUCGUGGUGGGCUGCAUAAUGACUUACUUCUCGGUUAUUUUGUUUGGAAUAGAUGGCGGAUUGAUAUCUACUGAGCAAUACGGAAAAGUUUGCAUUGCUCGUGCUUGGAUCAUGUCUAUUGGUUUUACUCUGGCGUUUGGCGCAAUGUUCGCUAAGACGUGGCGAGUGCAUGCAAUCUUUAAAAGCAUAACUCCCAAGAAGAAGGUCAUUCGUGAUGAACAUUUGUUUCUGAUGGUGGGGGCCUUUGUGUUGUUGGACAUUAUUCUCCUUUCCUUGUGGACUGGGAUCGAACCAAUGUAUACUGGCUAUCAGCAGUUUGACGAUAAGAUGCGAUUAGAGGACGACAGAGAAAUCAUCCCAGUCCUAGAACACUGCGAGUCUGACAACCUUUCGUAUUGGCUGGGAGCAGUGUACGCGUUUAAAGGCCUCCUGUUGGUAUUUGGUGUGUUCCUUGCGUGGGAAACACGCGCGGUUACAAUACCAGCGCUGAACGACUCACGUUAUAUAGGAAUGUCAGUUUACAAUGUUGUAAUACUCUCCAUUCUUGGCGUGGCUAUCACUUCUGUUAUUCGAAGUCACCAAGAUGCAACCUUCGCCAUUACUGCUGUGUUUAUCAUCUUCUGCACCACAUUGACUCUCUGCUUUGUGUUCGUGCCAAAGGUGACAAAACUGUGGUCUCCAGACGGUGGAAACGAAGCCAGUACAACGCGUCGAAGUAAUGCUAAUCCAGAUUCCUUGUCCACCAUGGACAAAAAUGCUGUCAGUAUGACCAUGGAAAACUCACAGCUCAAGAAACUACUAGCUGAGCGGGAACAACAUUUAAUGGAACUUAAAAGACUCUUGGAGGCCUUACCACCCGACUUAAGCGAGGAUGCAAGCUCGACUAAGAAGUUCAAGAAACGUCAGUCAUUGGUGAAAUUCAGACAAGAUGAGCAGUCAUAUACAAAUGAAAACUUUGUGUCUGACGAGGAAAUUGCUGGUAACAAGGGCCUGGGAAAAGACAGGACAAGCUCAUCAUCUGAUCGUGGUGAAAUAAGGAUUUAAAGGAACAUUGCCUAGCCAAAAAAAUUUAACCAGGCCACAGCAAACUUAAUUUUCCAUGCUUUCUGCAACACGCAAUAUAGUUUUUUUUUUUUCUGGCACGAUUGAGCCACUUUUUUGUACUAUAGCCAUCAUUUCCUUUGUGGGAUAUAACUGCACAUUAUGGGUCAUUAUCUGUAAUCAUUAUCUGUUAUCGAUGCGUCUGAGAAGCCGAUGAAUGGGCAGCAAAAAAGAGAAAAUAAGAUAAUCAACAGAUAUAGAGUCGUAUUAAAUCAAUGUUGAUACAUCCAUUACAGAAUUGUAGACCUAUACCUAAUGUACUAGCAGAAAUAUUCUUUAACAAAGGAAAUGAGAAGCGUAACUUUUACACUGAUGAAAAGAAAGUAAUCUUAACACUUCGAGCGAAUUUCUGUACUUUAUGAAAAAGAUGAUUCCUACGGUGAAGCAGACAAAUAGUAAUUGUAACUAAAACUUCAUUGAAAACAUUAAUUCAGCAUACCUCCGUCGAUUGGUUCGAUUUUGCAUUCUCAUAUAUUAUCAUUGAUAGCUUGAUUACUAUGGUUCAGUCAGAUCUUGGUUACGUAAUGAUAUAUAUCGAUAGUAUAAAACCGAUAUUGCCCUACGAACACAAUUAACUUACAAUGCUCCAAAUCUUUCUUGGACCUUCAUCUGGGUGCAAAUCAGCUGAAAUGAUUUCUAUUCUACAUCAGGAAAGCUCCUGCAUUCAUAGUACGCACACAAAAAAGCAAAAACUAGCUCUUUCUACAAUGUAAUAAAAAGAAAUUAUGUCAGUUAAAUUAGUUCUGAAAUUCAUCAGAUUGUUUAAGGCAAAUCCUCCGUAGAAAAAAAGAUGGCAACUGAUACAUUCACACAUUAUUUUUAGUUCAGUUAAAAACGUACAGAAAAGUUCUAGAAUCUUCAAACCUGGCAUAUACAAUGUCGUUAGCACAGGGACAAAUCUUGCAAAAAUAUGGCUUUCCUUGUACUUUGUGGGCUGUGUAAGGCUCGCAUGGUAUUGUGGUAAAAUGUACAGCCCCCAUCUUUUUUUUUGUUACGGAGAAUUACGUCAUUUCCUUGAUUUUCUCAAGCACUUGCUGUUGUUUGUUUAAUCAUGCCAUACUUGCUACCAUUAUCAUCUGUAUGAUACAAAGUUGACGAAAUCGUAUAUACAUUUAAAAUUAUUUCGAUAGCUUGUACCUAACUUACUAUGUGUCAACUCUUUCACGAUUCAGAGCGGAAAUGUUUUUGUUAACUUUCACAAACAAAAUCCCCGCAAAAAUCUGUGUUUACGACACUUCCGAGUAUUUUACAAGGAUUGACCGAGGUUGCGUUUUGGCACCGCUUUGGGUGUUACAUUUCCAACUAGGGCGCGUUUUAAUUUAACCUCAAAUACACAGGUUUUAUUGUCAUAUAAACAAAUUCUCUUCAGUUUGGGAAUAGGCUCAAGACCGGCCAAUUUCACUUCGCAUCAAUAACUUGAAAAAUAGACAUCUUUUAGGACUUCCCUAAACUUCCGUAGAGCGUCGAGCAGCCUCCCCGGCCAACAUCGUUAACUUAAACCGAGCAGCACUGUCUUUAGAAUCUACUGUUUACAU